Molecule: messenger RNA, 1389 nt
Organism: Cornus florida
Lineage: Eukaryota; Viridiplantae; Streptophyta; Magnoliopsida; Cornales; Cornaceae
Product: exopolygalacturonase-like
Exons: 5
Coding region: 1-1389 (462 amino acids)
Biological process (GO): carbohydrate metabolic process
Molecular function (GO): polygalacturonase activity
Source: RefSeq, a predicted model, not a curated record
AUGUGUUUAAAGGACAUUGUUAUACCUGCGGAGAUUAUGGGCAUACAACCAGACAAUGUAUCGGGUUCGCCCACAGACAACCGAAUGGGGUACCACAGGCAGGACGGGAUCACUUACGGCCUAACCAGCAAAGGAUGCCGUUUGGUAUUUUUAGAGGUACUUGCUAUUCUUAUGGAGAGUACGGUCACACUUCCAAGCAGUGUCCUAGACAAGGAGAUACCGGGCCGUCCAAGUAGGAGGGUACCGAAUCACAAGGAGGAUGGUUCUUUUAAGACACGUGUUGCAGAAGGAGCCGUUUAUGAUGUAACAAAAUUUGGUGCCAAGCCCAAUGCAGAUAUUAGACAGGCUCUUUUGACUGCUUGGAGAAUGGCAUGUGGAACGAGAACUGCAAGCACAAUUAUAAUUCCAGCAGCCACAUUUUCGUUAAGUCAGAUACUUCUUCAAGGUCCUUGUGGUGCCCCUAUUGGGAUUGAGCUCAAAGGCAUCCUGAAGGCCCCUCCUCUCAAUCAAAUCAAAGCUGAUGCCUGGGUUGUUUUCCAGAAAGUUGACCGCUUAAGCCUAUCAGGUGGUGGAACUUUCGAUGGCAUGGGUGCCGAAGCUUGGAAAACUUGUGUCCCAAAGAAAAAAUGCCCUCCACGUCCUUCUGGUGUACGGUUCAACUAUGUAAACAAUUCUAUGAUCAAUGACAUAACUUCCAAGGACCCCAAAAUGUUUCAUAUUACUGUUUUCGGAGGCACUAAUGUGACUUUUCAAAGACUUACCAUCGUUGCACCAGAAGAUAGCAGGAACACUGAUGGACUCCACAUUGCACGUACAAGCAACAUAAAAGUCCUUGAUUCAAAAAUAGGAACCGGGGAUGACUGCAUAUCAUUUGGCGAUGGUGCCCAAAAUAUUCACAUUGAAAAGGUGAAAUGUGGACCUGGUCAUGGCAUCAGCAUUGGAAGUCUCGGCAAGUACCCAAGUGAACAACCUGUUUCUGGAAUUACAGUUAAGGACUGCACCCUCACUAGGACAAUGUAUGGAGCAAGAAUAAAAACAUGGCGUGGAUCCCCUCCUAGCACCGCCUCUGAUAUUCGUUUUGACGGUAUUACCAUGGACAAUGUUGCAAACCCCAUCAUCAUCGAUCAAGAAUACUGCGAUGCAAGAUUUAAAUGCCCAGCUAAGCCUCCAUCUAAAGUUAAGAUCAGCAAAGUGAGCUUCAAAAACAUUAAAGGCAGCUCCAAAACCCCGGCUGCUGUCAAGCUUCUUUGUAGCAAGGAUGUGCCAUGCGAAAAUGUGGAGUUUGGUGACAUUGAGCUGACCCAUAAUGGAGGCCCUGCCAAGUCCGAAAUUACAAAUGUUAAGCCAAUUGCUUGUGGCAGAGUAAAUCCUGCACUGGGAAGAGCUUAA